Peronospora matthiolae is the source of this 390-nucleotide messenger RNA. The record is from the annotation of a GenBank genome assembly. Lineage: Eukaryota; Oomycota; Peronosporomycetes; Peronosporales; Peronosporaceae.
AUGCGAUGCGAGAGCAAGGCCGCCGAGAGCGCGUCCGCACGUCUCUGUGCGGACGCCGAUGCAAAAACCACAGCAUCUGAUGUCUCAUCGGUUGCUGAAGCGACUCAGCCUGUGUCACUUGGUGAUGCAGGCGCUGGUCAUGAAGACACUCAUGUCUUCACAGAGUAUGAGCUCGGUGUCUCAUACUCUCCUAAUACGGAAGACGGAUCCGUAUCGACGGCGAUCAAAUCCAAGCCGCCUGUCAAGCGUGGCACGGAUGAUGCUAUGCGUCGUAGCAUCUUUGGUUCAUCUGAUUCAUCAGAUGAACCAUCGCCGAAGCGAAGACGCUCGAGGUCGCGAGACUCGGGCGCUAACAGUGGUGUCGGUUCUCCUAUGGACACCACUUCGUAG